Molecule: messenger RNA, 4684 nt
Organism: Notothenia coriiceps (black rockcod)
Lineage: Eukaryota; Metazoa; Chordata; Actinopteri; Perciformes; Nototheniidae
Gene: npat
Product: nuclear protein, ataxia-telangiectasia locus
Exons: 17
Coding region: 131-4063 (1310 amino acids)
Cellular component (GO): nucleus
Molecular function (GO): transcription coregulator activity; protein binding
Source: RefSeq, a predicted model, not a curated record
AGUCGUCUUCACAAUAACACAAGGGACGGUUUAUUGAUUUGACGCGAUUUAACGGAUUAAUGAGAGACUUUUCCUAAAUAUGGAGUUACACAGCUAACCGGUGACUGUUUGUAUCAACCGACAGGCAGCCAUGUUGCUACCGUCCGACGUCGCGAGGCUUGUUUUGGGCUACCUCCAAGAAGAGGGACUGUCCUCCACAUCCCAAUCUUUCAUCCAUGAGAGCCCAAACCUGAAGGAGUAUGCGGAACACUCCACAGAAGAUGGGACUAUUCCUGCUUGUGUGUUUUCUCUCUUUGGGAACGGCCUAACAAUUAUCCUAAAUGAGUAUGUCGCUACCAAGACAAAAGAGUCUGCUCAUGAGGUGCCUGCCAUGAUGACGUCGUUAUGGAAAAAGCUAGAUUUUACACUCAACCAGAUAAGGUCGUUGCAGAAUUCACCCUCUAUAUCAGCAAUUCAAAGAACACGUUCACGCGUCGGUGUGGCUAACAUGGCCAGACAGCGGGUGUUGACCGUGACUUCAGCUGGUAGUAGUGUCCUCUGCUCAUCAGUGACUGAAGCCAGCUCCAUCAUCAGCCCCUCAAACAUCUCCCACAGCAUACUGGGCCACUCCACCCCCGUGAGCUACAGCACCACACACACUCGACCAGCUGCCGGCGGGGGCACACACCAGCAGUUCCAAGAUGUCAGCCGCUUACUGAAUACCCCCAGGGAUUCCCUAACCCAAGGCCCCAUGUCUCCUGGACGACGGAAAUGGGACACCCCCAGGAAGAGAGGGGGGGCUCAGAGUGGCUCUAGUGCCCUGGCUGUCGGUACUCCAAACGCCGAACCCCAAACUGAAGAGGCUGCAGAUGAAAACUUUCCUCCUUCACAGCAAAUCGUGAUACAAAAUGCCCGGGACAAGAUAUUGGGGGACAGGUCGUUACAAGAGAAGCUCGCUGAAAACAUCAACAAAAUCCUCGGAAACGAGCCACCACCCCAAACUUCUAAGGCCCCAUCGAGUACAAUGGAGGUAGACCAGUCGAUAGAUGAAAUCCUGGGAUUGCAGGGGGAGAUCCACAUGAGUGACGAUGCCAUCCAUGACAUUUUGGAGCAAACGGAGUCCGACCCAGCCUUCCACGCCCUCUUUGAGCUCUUCGAUUACAAUAAAACCAGAUUCGCUGCUGGUGAUCAAGGGGACGGAGAUAUUAGCAGUAAUCCAGGGGAGAGCAAUGCUGCUGGACCUUCAUCUGCCAUCGGACUGCUUCUAAGUUAUGAUCCAGACACUGCACUAAGAGAUGCUAAUGCUUCAGAUUCAGCAACCAUGAAGACGAGAAUUGGACCGGAGCGUAAGACCAGGAAGUCUUCUGCCCCCACCUUGUUAAAGAAGGUCCUUGGACCCAGCGGUAGAACAUCCAGGAUUGAAAACAGCUCAGCCAGACUGUUGGUGAGCCUCGGGGGCCACGCAGGGGACUCAAACAGAAAACAAAACCCCCCACCUUUCCAGAACAUUGUCUUUGGAACGCCAAUGGAUAUCGAUGAAGCGUUGCAUACACCUCCCCCUCCGUCAGACAUUAUGGACACUGCUAUUGCAACUGUAUCAACCAUUCUUCCUUCUGCUGCUUUUGCGUUAGCCCUGCCGGAAGCAACUGCUAACAGAAACCAGGAGCACAAACAAGCUGAAGGAUCUAUAGUGCAACCUGCUAUAGCUCCCUCUGGAUUUUUGUUUCCUUUACAAGUGGAACUGAACAACACUCCAACGUCAAAUGCUGACCUACCUCAUACGUCACUCUCAAGCGGUGUUAAAGACAACUCUUGUACACCUUCUUCCAGCGGUGUCACGGUAACAACUGCCUUACUUUCAUUAGUGGCCACUGCUGCAACGUCCACAUCUCAUUCUACCUCUGCAGCACUUACAGCUGCACUCCCCUCCCUCCUACCUGUCAUACCCACCUCCUCCUGUACCCCAGUUGGUUUUGCUCCUAAACCUCCAACCACCCCAAGCAAGGCUGCAGCGGAUACCAGUAACAUAGUGUCUCUGGAGAUCAUCAUCAGCGAUAACCAGGAUGAGGAUUCUUCAAAGGGAACGGCCACCAAUCAUGCCCUUCCUAGCAUUUCUGGAAACAAGAUACCCACCAUCUAUCUCUCCUCCCCAGUGAAGUCCUUGAGGUGUCCUGGCACACCGAGGGCCACGUUGGAUGAGGCUGCUCUGGCGGUUUGUGGCUUACAAAACUCAGAGGCUCAUGGAAGUCCUGCGGGCUGUAAGGCUGUCGUUGUAUCUCCAUUAAGAGGGACGUCACUGGCUCAGCCAAAUUAUAUAUUUCAACUCCCGCUGGAUGCAGCUAACCCCGAGCUGCAAGGAGCCGCCACCAGCUACUUCAUUUUGACUGAAGCCCCAACGGCAGAUUCUCCAAACAGACCGGUGCUGCUGCCUGCUGGGGCCUCGGUGGGACAGCCUUUGCCCAAUAACCCGUUUGGGGUGACCAUACCAACGCGAUCUCGUGGCUUCUCAACAGUGCCAGCACUCAUCCUGCCAUCACCGGCUAAGCCCAUGAUACUUCCUGUUUCAGUCAUGGGGCCAAAUUCUCUGGGGACGGUCCAGGUGGUUUCAAAUCAGCUUGUUGCCAUUCAGAACCCAGUACCAGUACAGCCGUCAGAAAAGCCCAGUUCUCCCACAGUGGCACUCAAACAGUCUAUACCUGCAGGCACUGGAAACCUGGUUGGUACGUCGGUUCCACCUGUUUUGGCUUUAAGCACAGUCCAGCAGGAGACUGCGAAGGCUUCUACACACAGGAGGAUUUUAUGUUUUGAAUCUUCUGCAGAAGCUCAACAACAAACUGCCAAAACAACAAGGUCCAGCAAAUUUCCACCUAAAAACAAAACUCCAUCAGGAUCUGUGAAGCAGCGUGAGAAAGAUAACACGCAGUCAGUGACUCGAACAAAACCUUCCAUCUUAAGUGGGAACAAGCCCAAGAGGAGGAUAGAGACGGUCAGAUGCUCAGCAGAUCCCCAGACCGCUGAGGCCUUCAUGAAGGAGGCGGAGAAGCCCACACCGCCACAACAGAAAGACCCUCCCAAAAAGAUCUCCCGCAAACAAGAUCACAGCGUCCAAAGCCAAGAGACGCAGAGUGCCAGUACCAGCAUGGUCGAGGCCUCACAGACUGAGAAAAGCUCCAAAUCAGCAAGGAGUUCAAAGAACAGGAAGCACAGUCAUGAUAAGGAGGGUGAUGGAGCAAAAGCUAAGGAAUCUCGUACUUCUAGGUCAUCGUCAGGAACUAGAAAAGAGAAGGAGGACAGCAGCAGGAAAGAGCCAACGGAAAAGGCUUCUGGCAAAACACGGGAGGGGCGUUCAGAGAAGAAGACUCCCUCCCAGGAAAUUCCAAAUGUCACCGCCAACAAAGAGAAUGAAAUUAAGGGAAGCGUGAAAGAGCAGCCAUCAUCUUCGACGUUAAGGGACCCUCCAGCCGUCCCCCAGCCGGCAUCUCAACCUCAACCCAAGGCUUCGAAGGCCCCCUCAAAGACCAGCUCUCUGGCCAAACAGGCGGCUGAGAUGCUGCAGGACAUCCAGGGGCUCAACUCUCCCUCCACCCCUGGUAAAAGGCCUGGAGCAGCCAGUACAGAACUCCCAAGGACCCCAGGACGUACCCAGGAGGAGUCAGCUGAUCGUCCCUGGACUCCCUCCCGACUGAGGAAAUGUAGAGACGGAGAGGGCACUCCCAAGCAUCUUCUGCCUCCCAACACCCCCGAUGUCCCCACCUGCAGCCCGGCCAGUGAGGCUGGCAGCGAGAACAGCAUCAACAUGGCCGCCCACACACUCAUGAUCCUCUCACGUGCCGCCAUCGCCAGGACCGGCACUCCACUGAAGGACAGUCUGCGUCAGGAGGAAGUGGGAGAACAUUCACCCACCAGCUCAAAGAUCUCUAAAAAACGAAAACUGUCUUCUCCCACAUCCAGCCCGCAGGCGAAGAAAGAGACGAAACAGUCUUCAAGCAAAACGACUGAGCGGGAAAAGAAGAAACUUGUAGAUUGUUUCCCCCUUGACCUGGAUGUGGACAAGUUCCUGUCUUCACUUCACUAUGACGAAUGAUAGAGGACUCCCCCAUCACGACCUGCUUGGGUUACUCUCCUGGAAUAUACGAGCCAUCUGCUAAACCCGUGCCUACAGUUCAUUAGUAACCUUAUAAGCUGUAAUGUCUCCUUCAGCCAAUGGGGGACUUUGAUUCUGGGUUUCUAGUUUGCGGUGCGGAUGAUCUGCAUUCAAUCCUGUUAGAUGGAUGGAGUGCAACCAUGUCACUUUGCUGUGUGUUUUUCAUAUCAUCGUGUCCACUUCUGUUUAAGUUAUCAUUGUUUUGUGCUAACACACACAUUUGUUUUGGGACAUAAAGUUGAUGUUGAUAUGAGGGAGAACCAAAGCAUUUAGUUGGUCAAUAUUUGACUCUUCUUUUGAUAAAUCCUGCUAACACUGACUGAUUUGUUGGUAUAAAUAUAUUUUUGGAUAUGUCUCUAGUUAUUAUAAUAACACAGAAUUAAGAGCUUUAAUUUUUGUUUUUUGUGUUCAGAAAAGUCAAUUUAACUUAAUGAAAAGCAAUGUGAAGAUUAGGUGUAUGGCAUACAUGUGUGUAAAUACAUUAUAUAUAUGUUGGUAGAGUCUGACACCCAAAAUGCAUACUAAGCCUUCAUUCAAUGUCGUAAUAAAACAAAGAAACAG